UGGGCCUGGAGACCUUCCCGUAGGAAUGUGAAGGCUCUUCAUUUUGGCUUGGUUGGUGAAUUAGUAUGAGUUUCAAACUUGGUGAGAGUGAUUACGAGUCCGUCAUUUUCGGAGCCCAUUUUCAAGCCCGUCCUUUCAGACCCAUUUUGAGCACCGGCUUUGAAGGACAGAAUUUGAUUUGUGAACAAACCAAAAAAUAAGAGUUGGAGAACAAACACGACACAUGAUCGAGAGUGCACGAGGAGGAUUGCUGUUGUUCGUUUCACUUGAUCCUUUUUGCUUCGUUACUGAGUGUGCGUGUGCGUUUGGAGUAUUUUCUCCGUUUGAAUCUCGGAAAUGAUAAGGCUCUCCUCAUUGAAGUGAAAAGGGUUUCGAAUCCGACUCCAUGCCAAAGCCAGCCAUUUGUGCACCAUCAUUUGCAAAAUUAUCUUGUGUCGCGGCAGUCGCAGUAGUUGUUGUUGAAACUUAACCUUGUUUUCUCGAGUUUUAUUUGUUUUGUCGAGAUAUAGGAGCAGUGAUUGUGGAGCCAGAAAAUACGUGUGUAUGGGUCUAGGACGUAAUGUACACAUGUCAUCCGAGCCAAUCUACAUGCAAGGCUACCUCGACAAUAGAACUUUGAUUAUCAGUUGCCUAGUGGCCGAGUGAAAGAAGCCCUUUGUUUCUCAAUGCGAUAAUCCUUUCACGUCUUUAAAAUCGCAUAAACUCGUGUGUUCAUUGUUGGAGAAUAUCCACGGGUGUCCGAGUCUUGUCUCGCAAGUCACAAGUCAUUUGAUCGUGCGGCUAAUAAAUUCUUAUGUGACAAGAUCGUCUUGACAUCUCAGGAUUAUAUCUUACUUCUCUGUUGGUGCCAACGAGUCUCAAUGCACGCUUCAUCCAUCUUCAAGACCAUAAGCGAGGACGAAGGAUGAUUCUAAUUUCCAUUGUCAAAACUGAAAGAUAAAGACGGAAAUCACAUCGCACCUCUUUAAACUACGCCCUCAUCUGUCUGGCUUCAAAUCGUCUGGGUAAAGCUCAUUUGAAAAUGAAAAUGACUCACGACAUUCUGGCCGUCAAUUCAGAUGAAAAAUGACGCCUGUGUCAAAAAUUAUGGACGUUUUGACUCACUGGCAAUUAUUAUGAAGCUUUUUUCAGCCAAUUUCCGAACUUGUCUGCCACGAAAAGUAAACACUUGGUCCAUUUUUGUGUUCCCAAGCCCGAAACUCAGGAGAGAAGGCCAGCCCAGUGAAGUCCAAGAGUAUUCAGCAAAGACGUGGGAAACUUGAGAAAUCACUGCAUGAAGCGCGAAUUAGCUAUAUGCGUAUAAGCCUACCAGAUAUCCACGGGCUCAGUUCUAACAGACAGAAGAGAACCUCCCAAGCACGGCACACAGACAGCCUUCGUCGAGGCACGCGAUUCAGACUUUGUUGUUUGGGUAUUUCGAAAAAAGCCAAAGGAAAAAGGUGAUCGACUGUCAAGCCAAGCGCGGAAGUCGUUCCAAAACUUGUUUGAUCAUCAUCAUCAUGAAGGGCGACGCGACAACUUUGUCUAAAGAACACCGUGGCCAUAAAAAUAGAGAUUGCCCUAAGAAAGAGGUGCAAAGUGAGGAUAAGAAACCCGCCGAGCCAAGGGAGAAGUGAGACGAGAGCUCUGUCUGAGGUUGUUCCCUCAACGAAAUUCAACGAAAUUCCCUGUUGAACGAACUCGAGAAAUCGAAUAAACAUUGGGGCCAAGAUGAAUUACAAACACGAAAGCCUCAUUGUAGGCACAUUAGUCCUGCUCCAAUUCUAUCCUGUGAUCUCAUUGGUGACCAAAGAUUGCCGCAACUCUGUCCAGACUAUUUUGGACAUGAACAAUCCAGAGUAUCUAAUAAUUCCAAAUAAUGAAGAUCUCAAUACGUUUACGAACACCAAUAUUCAAGUCAGAGUGAGUUGGAACCACAUCCACCAGCUCCUCGACCCAUCCUGUGUGAACAAGUACUUUGUUGAAUUCAGUCCCAGUGCCAUCGGCACCACUCGUUACAAGCGUGAAAGCGUGAGCCAAACGGUCGAGAUGUCGCCGCCCUUAUCCAACGAUCAGACCAAUUUCACCAAGAACUUGACCGACAAUUGUCAAGUGUAUUCUGUCAAAUUGGCAGUGCUGCUCACCGAAGGUGGGGUCCCAAUGAUUUCUUCUCGCUCCAGGGAGUUUUGGCCAGCCGCUCAUCGGGGUUGGGUGGAGCUUUAUUCCAAGUCAGUGGUGGUAAAAUGGCCUCCGAAUUGCAACUCUGUGACACAAGACUGGUACAUUCGCGCUUGCACUGACCGAUCGAGUGACGGAAAAGAACAGUGUCAAUCGGUGGCCGUUCGAGGCGAGAUCGAGGUCCGUCUGUUUGACCUCAGUCCUUGUUCAGUCUUUCAAAUCGAUUUGGUCAGCUCUGAAGCAUCUGACGGAGUUGUACUUUGGUCAUUCUAUGAUGUCAAAACUCUACCCGAACCAAUCCUGCACAUCGUGCCAGGUCACGAUCGAUUGAGUCUCAAUAUUCGUCAACUUGGUUGUCAGAAAGCCGCGCUUGUGAAGCAUUGGCGAAUUACCCAUUGCGACCAAGCCGUGUCAUCUAGUCAGAAAAGGUCCAAACUCUUGACUCGUCAGAGUGUCCAGGAUACACCCAAUGCCGAAGUCUGGGAUCUAGAAAACGGCUCUGGCGCCGAAAAGAGUAUCGUGGAGGUGGAGGACGAAGAUGAGGACGGAGAGUUCUCAGAUGAGUCUGAAGACGAACAGGCUUCCACCGAGCUCUACGUGUACGACACGAACAUUGUUCCAAACUCUCAAAGAUGCACCAAUAGCAUACAUGAACUCAAUUUUCAAGAGCCCAAUGAGCUCAUAGUUAUGUCCAAUCUUCAACGCUGCACCGAGUAUUUAAUUGAUGUCACCCCCAUCAAUGAUGAAGGAGCCACCAUCCAACCUGGGGAGCGGUAUGCGACCACUCGCUGGACGCUCUGCGAUGGCCAAGAUCUUAAUCAUCCCGACAUAUGGAUCGAGCCAGAUGGGAAUCUGCCUCAAAAUCGAACACUCUCCUUAUCCAACAAAGGGAUUGGAGGUGAUGCUGGUGGCACCAGUUCUACCACCACAACAACCACCAACUCCAAUAAUACUGGGGACGGUAAUGGUCGCCUUGAAGAAGAACAACGCCAACGACGCCAAGGAAGAAUGAGAACAAUCUACAUUUGGGUCUCAGUGGGAAGUGCUUUUGGGGUUCUGCUCUUAAUGGGUCUGGCAAUUUGGGUGACAAAGAAGAGGAGAUGGCAAUGGUACGCUGACGGAAAGCAAGCUACCAAGGCUAACCUGGGGUCCUCGAAGAAAUGCGAAAACGAUAUGCUAUUAGCCAAUAAUAACUAGUGAAGCAUGA
This is a messenger RNA of Tigriopus californicus, 3364 nucleotides long. RefSeq lists its product as uncharacterized. The record is from RefSeq and is a predicted model, not a curated record. NCBI's taxonomy places the organism in Eukaryota, Metazoa, Arthropoda, Copepoda, Harpacticoida, Harpacticidae. The transcript is spliced from 2 exons. The coding region runs from base 1711 to 3354 and encodes 547 amino acids.